This is a messenger RNA of Camelus dromedarius (Arabian camel), 3294 nucleotides long. It is a transcript of the gene PLPPR4, whose product is annotated as phospholipid phosphatase related 4. Lineage: Eukaryota; Metazoa; Chordata; Mammalia; Artiodactyla; Camelidae. Gene Ontology annotation, molecular function: phosphatidate phosphatase activity. Gene Ontology annotation, cellular component: plasma membrane. The record is from RefSeq and is a predicted model, not a curated record. The coding region runs from base 415 to 2562 and encodes 715 amino acids. The transcript has 7 exons. Gene Ontology annotation, biological process: phospholipid metabolic process; axonogenesis; signal transduction.
CCGCUGUUGCAGAAUCCAGGGGGUGCAUCCCCCUUUCCCGAUUCUUGACGUCAAGCUCCGACCGCCGCGAAGCCCGGCAAGGGCGGUGGAGCGCGGAGGAAGGGUGGCAGCGAGGAGAAGCCAUUGCAGCAACAGCUUGGAGGAGGGAGCUGGACAUCUCCGCCGAGAAUCACAGGGGGCGGGAGCCCGAGGAGGGGAGGCAGAGGACCUGCCCGCUCCGGGAGCCGCUGGGUUGCUGCAAAGAGGGGCGGGGAGAGGCGGGGGCGCCGCCUGCACCGCGCUGGCUCCAGCGGUGCCCGCGGGGAAUGUGACAUCAGCAGCGCCGGGCGCUUGUGGCUGCAGGAGGCAUCUCGCCUCGGCUGCGCUGUGCACACCUAGCCCCGGGGAGGACGCAGACCCGGGCAGGCGGCAGGGAUGUCGGCGAAGGAGAGGCCAAAGGGCAAAGUGACCAAGGACAGCGUGACCCUCCUGCCCUGCUUUUAUUUCGUGGAGUUGCCGAUAUUGGCAUCAUCGGUGGUUAGCCUGUAUUUCCUUGAACUCACGGAUGUCUUCAAACCUGUGCACUCUGGAUUCAGCUGCUAUGACCGGAGUCUUAGCAUGCCGUACAUCGAACCCACCCAGGAGGCAAUCCCAUUCCUCAUGCUGCUUAGCCUGGCUUUUGCCGGACCUGCAAUUACGAUUAUGGUAGGGGAAGGAAUUCUCUACUGUUGCCUGUCCAAGAGAAGGAAUGGGGUUGGACUGGAGCCCAACAUUAACGCCGGAGGCUGCAACUUCAACUCUUUCCUUAGGAGAGCCGUCAGAUUUGUUGGCGUCCACGUCUUUGGGCUCUGCUCCACCGCGCUCAUCACCGACAUCAUACAGCUGUCCACGGGGUACCAGGCGCCCUACUUUCUGACGGUGUGCAAGCCGAACUACACCUCUCUGAACGUGUCUUGCAAAGAGAAUUCCUACAUUGUGGAGGACAUCUGCUCAGGGUCUGACCUUACAGUAAUCAACAGUGGCAGAAAAUCAUUCCCUUCUCAACAUGCAACUCUUGCUGCCUUUGCAGCUGUGUACGUUUCGAUGUACUUCAACUCCACACUAACGGAUUCCUCUAAGCUUCUGAAACCGCUCCUGGUCUUCACCUUUAUCAUCUGUGGAAUCAUCUGCGGGCUGACGCGGAUAACCCAGUACAAGAACCACCCCGUUGACGUCUACUGUGGCUUUUUAAUAGGAGGAGGAAUUGCUCUGUACUUGGGCCUGUAUGCUGUGGGGAAUUUUCUGCCUAGUGAAGAGAGUGCAUUUCAGCACAGAGAAGCCCUCAGGUCUCUGACAGACCUCAACCAAGACCCCAGCCGGGUUUUAUCUGCUAAGAACGGUAGCAGCAGUGACGGAAUUGCUCACACGGAAGGCAUCCUCAACCGAAACCACAGAGAUGCUAGCUCGCUGACAAACCUCAAAAGGGCCAACGCUGACGUGGAAAUCAUCACGCCGCGGAGCCCCAUGGGGAAGGAGAACAUGGUCACCUUCAGCAACACCUUGCCUAGAGCCAACACCCCGUCCGUGGAAGACCCCGUCAGAAGGAACGCCACCAUCCACGCCUCUAUGGAUUCCGCUCGGUCCAAGCAGCUCCUCACCCAGUGGAAGAGUAAGAAUGAAAGCCGCAAGUUGUCCCUGCAGGUUAUAGAGACUGAGCCCGGACAGUCACCACCCAGAUCCAUAGAAAUGAGGUCGAGCUCAGAGCCAUCGAGGGUGGGAGUCAACGGAGACCACCACGGUCCCGGCAAUCAGUACCUCAAGAUCCAGCCUGGCACCGUCCCUGGCUGCAACAACAGCAUGCCUGGGGGGCCAAGGGUGUCCAUUCAGCCCCGCCCCGGGUCCUCACAGUUAGUGCACAUCCCCGAGGAGACGCAGGAAAACAUAAGCACCUCCCCGAAAAGCAGCUCCGCCCGGGCCAAGUGGCUGAAAGCGGCGGAGAAGACGGUGGCCUGCAACAGGAGCAACAGCCAGCCUCGGAUCAUGCAGGUCAUAGCCAUGUCCAAGCAGCAGGGCGUCCUGCAGAGCAGCCCCAAGAACACCGAAGGCAGCACGGUCUCCUGCACUGGCUCCAUCCGCUACAAAACCCUGACGGACCACGAGCCCAGCGGGAUUGUGAGGGUCGAGGCUCACCCGGAGAACAACAGGCCCAUCAUACAGAUCCCGUCCACCGAAGGCGAGGGCAGCGGCUCCUGGAAGUGGAAGGCCCCUGAGAAGGGCAGCCUUCGCCAAACUUACGAGCUCAACGACCUCAACAGGGACUCAGAGAGCUGCGAGUCCCUGAAAGACAGUUUUGGGUCUGGAGACCGCAAGAGAAGCAACAUCGAUAACAACGAGCACCACCACCACGGGAUCACCACCAUCCGCGUCACCCCCGUGGAGGGCAGCGAAAUUGGGUCAGAGACCCUGUCCGUUUCUUCUUCCCGCGACUCCACCCUGCGGAGAAAGGGCAACAUCAUCCUAAUCCCCGAGAGGAGCAACAGCCCCGAAAACACGAGAAACAUCUUCUACAAAGGAACCUCCCCGACCCGGGCUUACAAGGACUGAGUGAUGGCCACUCAGUCACCUGGGCAGCCCCCAGAGGACCACGUGUCGAUUCUACCAGUGCUCUGUCCCAGCGCUUCAGGAAGCCUUCCCAUCACACGGGACUAUCCACCAUCGGCCCGGAACUCAGCGACUCUUGAGAACUACCACACUCAAGCUUGUAGGUUGCACAUCGAGGGGAGGGAAAAGCACAAAGCAAGAACUUAACCAACGUGAUCCUGUGAGGACUCUUCUUAAGACCUACCUUCAAACUCAAAAGGUGUGCAGAGGGCAGGAUCAAGAGAAAGCGGUUUCCUUCAGUGUAUACUAUCUUAACUUCCUGAAUGUGCCAACUUGAGGGGUCUUUCUUACAAUUAGCUGUGGGAAUCCAGAACACACGUCUUUCCCUACAGCAGAGGCCAUGCAGUAUUAUAUAUUUCAUUUUGCAGAAUCUGCACCAAAAGCUCCAUAUGGGUGGUGCUGAUUAGUAUAGUAAAUAUACCAUGUAAACUUUCAAAGUCUACUUAGCUGUGAAAUAGUGGUGUGCAAUUCCUCGUCAAAGAAAUGCUCCUGUAUUAAGAAGACGCUGGCUUCUUUGUGUUAGAAUAGGACACCCGCAGCUUCUCUGUAGUGGCUCUGUCACAGUCAAAAGAUGAAAAGGUUUUGUGCAUUUCUUCAAAAUUAUGCUUUUUGAAGGAAAAAAAUUGUAGAAGUAUUUUCAGUGGAAGAGAAUAACCAGUACUUUUCUUCAUAGCU